This is a messenger RNA of Myotis brandtii (Brandt's bat), 3568 nucleotides long. Its product is annotated as zinc finger protein 420-like. Gene Ontology annotation, molecular function: RNA polymerase II cis-regulatory region sequence-specific DNA binding; DNA-binding transcription factor activity. The transcript is spliced from 6 exons. Bases 1 to 3372 code for a protein of 1123 amino acids. Lineage: Eukaryota; Metazoa; Chordata; Mammalia; Chiroptera; Vespertilionidae. The record is from RefSeq and is a predicted model, not a curated record. Gene Ontology annotation, biological process: regulation of transcription by RNA polymerase II.
AUGAACACGGAGGCGGUGACGUUCCAGGACGUGGCUGUGGUCUUCACGGAGGAGGAGCUGGCGCUGCUGGACCCGUCCCAGAGGAAGCUGUACCGAGACGUGAUGCUGGAGAACUUCCGGAACCUGGUCUCAGUGGUUAGUUCCCCCCAGCUGGUUACACCCAAGACAGUGGAAGGCAGAAGCCACAAUGUCUUUUAUGACCUAACCUUGGAAGUGAUGUACUCUCACUUCUGCCAUAUUCUAUUGAAACCUUACAAAUGUGGGGUGUGUGGAAAGAGCUUCAGUCAGAGUUCACAUCUUCAAGCCCAUCAGCGAAUCCACACUGGAGAGAAACCCUACCAAUGUGCUGUGUGUGGUAAGAGCUUCAGUCGGAGUUCACAUCUUCAAGGCCAUCAGCGAUUCCACACAGGAGAGAAGCCGUACAGUUGUGCUGUGUGUGGUAAGAGCUUCAGUCGGAGUUCACAUCUUCAAGGCCAUCAGCGAUUCCACACAGGAGAGAAGCCGUACAGUUGUGCUGUGUGUGGUAAGAGCUUCAGUCAGACCUCAAGUCUUCAAUACCAUCAACGUGUCCACACUGGCGAGAAACCCUACAAAUGUGAACAGUGUGGUAAAGGCUUCAUGGUGACCUCAAGUCUUCAUGUUCAUCAGAGGAUCCACACAGGAGAGAAACCCUACAAAUGUAGCGUGUGUGGGAAGAGCUUCAGUCAGACCUCAAGUCUCCAGACUCAUCAGCGAGUCCACACAGGAGAGAAACCCUACAAAUGUGCUGUGUGUGGAAAGGGCUUUAGACUGAGUUCACAGCUUCAUGCCCAUCAGCGAAUCCACACUGUAGAGAAGCCAUACAAAUGUGAGGUAUGUGGUACGGGCUUUACUCAUAGUUCACAUCUUCAAGAACAUCAACAAGUCCACACUGGAGACAAACCCUACAGAUGUUCUGUGUGUAGUAAGAGUUUUAGUCAGACCUCAAGUCUUCAAGCCCAUCAGCGAAUCCACACGGGAGAGAAACCCUACAAAUGCACUGUGUGUGGUAAGAGCUUUAGUCAGAAAUCACAUUUGCAAGUUCAUCAGCGAGUCCACACUGGAGAGAAACCCUACAAAUGUACUGUGUGUGGGAAAGGCUUCAUGUGGAGCUCAUAUCUUCAUGUUCAUGAGAGGGUCCACACAGAAGAGAAACCUUACAAAUGUGGGGUGUGUGGAAAGAGCUUCAGUCAGAGUUCACAUCUUCAAGCCCAUCAGCGAAUCCACACUGGAGAGAAACCCUACCAAUGUGCUGUGUGUGGUAAGAGCUUCAGUCGGAGUUCACAUCUUCAAGGCCAUCAGCGAUUCCACACAGGAGAGAAGCCGUACAGUUGUGCUGUGUGUGGUAAGAGCUUCAGUCGGAGUUCACAUCUUCAAGGCCAUCAGCGAUUCCACACAGGAGAGAAGCCGUACAGUUGUGCUGUGUGUGGUAAGAGCUUCAGUCAGACCUCAAGUCUUCAAUACCAUCAACGUGUCCACACUGGCGAGAAACCCUACAAAUGUGAACAGUGUGGUAAAGGCUUCAUGGUGACCUCAAGUCUUCAUGUUCAUCAGAGGAUCCACACAGGAGAGAAACCCUACAAAUGUAGCGUGUGUGGGAAGAGCUUCAGUCAGACCUCAAGUCUCCAGACUCAUCAGCGAGUCCACACAGGAGAGAAACCCUACAAAUGUGCUGUGUGUGGAAAGGGCUUUAGACUGAGUUCACAGCUUCAUGCCCAUCAGCGAAUCCACACUGUAGAGAAGCCAUACAAAUGUGAGGUAUGUGGUACGGGCUUUACUCAUAGUUCACAUCUUCAAGAACAUCAACAAGUCCACACUGGAGACAAACCCUACAGAUGUUCUGUGUGUAGUAAGAGUUUUAGUCAGACCUCAAGUCUUCAAGCCCAUCAGCGAAUCCACACUGGAGAGAAACCCUACCAAUGUGCUGUGUGUGGUAAGAGCUUCAGUCGGAGUUCACAUCUUCAAGGCCAUCAGCGAUUCCACACAGGAGAGAAGCCGUACAGUUGUGCUGUGUGUGGUAAGAGCUUCAGUCGGAGUUCACAUCUUCAAGGCCAUCAGCGAUUCCACACAGGAGAGAAGCCGUACAGUUGUGCUGUGUGUGGUAAGAGCUUCAGUCAGACCUCAAGUCUUCAAUACCAUCAACGUGUCCACACUGGCGAGAAACCCUACAAAUGUGAACAGUGUGGUAAAGGCUUCAUGGUGACCUCAAGUCUUCAUGUUCAUCAGAGGAUCCACACAGGAGAGAAACCCUACAAAUGUAGCGUGUGUGGGAAGAGCUUCAGUCAGACCUCAAGUCUCCAGACUCAUCAGCGAGUCCACACAGGAGAGAAACCCUACAAAUGUGCUGUGUGUGGAAAGGGCUUUAGACUGAGUUCACAGCUUCAUGCCCAUCAGCGAAUCCACACUGUAGAGAAGCCAUACAAAUGUGAGGUAUGUGGUACGGGCUUUACUCAUAGUUCACAUCUUCAAGAACAUCAACAAGUCCACACUGGAGACAAACCCUACAGAUGUUCUGUGUGUAGUAAGAGUUUUAGUCAGACCUCAAGUCUUCAAGCCCAUCAGCGAAUCCACACGGGAGAGAAACCCUACAAAUGCACUGUGUGUGGUAAGAGCUUUAGUCAGAAAUCACAUUUGCAAGUUCAUCAGCGAGUCCACACUGGAGAGAAACCCUACAAAUGUACUGUGUGUGGGAAAGGCUUCAUGUGGAGCUCAUAUCUUCAUGUUCAUGAGAGGGUCCACACAGAAGAGAAACCUUACAAAUGUGGGGUGUGUGGAAAGAGCUUCAGUCAGAGUUCACAUCUUCAAGCCCAUCAGCGAAUCCACACUGGAGAGAAACCCUACCAAUGUGCUGUGUGUGGUAAGAGCUUCAGUCGGAGUUCACAUCUUCAAGGCCAUCAGCGAUUCCACACAGGAGAGAAGCCGUACAGUUGUGCUGUGUGUGGUAAGAGCUUCAGUCAGACCUCAAGUCUUCAAUACCAUCAACGUGUCCACACUGGCGAGAAACCCUACAAAUGUGAACAGUGUGGUAAAGGCUUCAUGGUGACCUCAAGUCUUCAUGUUCAUCAGAGGAUCCACACAGGAGAGAAACCCUACAAAUGUAGCGUGUGUGGGAAGAGCUUCAGUCAGACCUCAAGUCUCCAGACUCAUCAGCGAGUCCACACAGGAGAGAAACCCUACAAAUGUGCUGUGUGUGUAAAGAGCUUCAGUCGGAGUUCAUAUCUUCAGUCCCAUCAGCGAGUCCACACUGGAGAGAAACACUACAAAUGUACUGUGUGUGGUAAGAGCUUCAACCAUACCUCAAGUCUUCAAGACCAUCAGCGAAUCCACACUGUUGAGAAACCCUACAAAUGUUAAGAGUGUGGGAGAAGCUUCAUGUAGAGUCUGUAUCUUCAGGUUCGUCAGAGGAUCCACACAGGAGAGAAUCCCUAUAAAUGUCACCUGUGAGGCAAGACCUUCAGUCUCACUAAGUCUCAUCUUCAAGCUCAUAAAAAUGUGAGACAUGCCAUAAGGGCUUUAAUCACAGUUCACGUCUUCAAGAACAUCAAUGAGU